Folsomia candida is the source of this 12078-nucleotide messenger RNA. RefSeq names its product DNA-dependent protein kinase catalytic subunit. Gene Ontology annotation, biological process: telomere maintenance; double-strand break repair via nonhomologous end joining. NCBI's taxonomy places the organism in Eukaryota, Metazoa, Arthropoda, Collembola, Entomobryomorpha, Isotomidae. The transcript is spliced from 42 exons. Gene Ontology annotation, molecular function: protein serine/threonine kinase activity. The record is from RefSeq and is a predicted model, not a curated record. Gene Ontology annotation, cellular component: nucleus. The coding region runs from base 192 to 11909 and encodes 3905 amino acids.
AUGCUCGUAGUAGUAAAAUCAUCCGGCCGGUGUGGAAUUUAGCAAAACUCAAUUAAAAUUUGUGAUUAACAAUGAAUAGUACGAAUCAAACCCAAAUAACUAAUAUGUUUGGCGUUGUUGGCUGCUACCAAAUGUUUCCAUAAAUUUAUCAAAGUCAAGUAUUAAACGUUGGUUGGUGGAUCAUAGCAAAAAUGGAUUUGGAACUUUUGUUGAAGGUUUUUGACAAAAGGCAACUACACUCCUUGACCUCUGAAACGGCCUUUGAUAAUGCUCAACUGAUCUUGGAAUGCUUUCGCCUUCACAUUGACCAUAACAAACUAGAUGUAUACCUCGGACAAAUAUUCUGUGAAGAGAAUGAAGGAGUGCAAAAUUUUCUUAAGGCAAAAUUGGCAGAGAAACCCUUCAAUUCCAGCAAGGAACAGUUUCUUUUACUUUUCAAAUUCAUUUUGUCCAAUGACCAAAAGAUUCAAGGAUGGGAAAAUCUGGUUUCUCCAUUUUGUAAAAAUUUCAUGGAUAUAGGGAAAUUAUACUGGAGAAACUCAAGCGAGCCUGCCAAACAUCAACAACUAGCAUUGGAUUGCUUGAUAGCCCUUUUUGAACAUUAUGGGGAAUAUAUGGGGGGUUUUGAACUUCCUACGUUAUAUUGGGAUUUGUUAAGAGACUCUGAAAAGUCUUCGUUCCAACCAAGCGUGAGGGGAAAGAUUUUCCAUGCAUUAGGUUGCAUCGCAUCCUUGACGCACAAUACACUAUUUGCUCGAAAAGACUAUUUUCAGCAAUUGUACUCUCAUAUUGUUCACACUAUGAGAGGACAGGUUGAAUCAAUUGAUACCCAUCUUGAAGUAACAAUUCUUCAUGGAUGCCUCAAAGCUAUGGAUAAGCUUCUGCAGUAUUUCAGCACACAAAUAGAUAAAACGGAAAUGGAAUGGGUACAAUUUUAUAAGAAUCUAGUUCAAAUUGUGGAUCCAAAGUGCUCAAUCAUCAAGGACGAUACCCAAGGAAAAAUUACUUAUCUAAAACGUCGAGAAUUUCAACGAGUUGGACUAGAACUGGUUGCAAACAAUAAGGAAUUGCUAUAUAAAGAACUUUUCAAUAAUUACAAACAAUGGUAUUUUGAUCUUUUGGCUUGGUCAAAGUCUAGUAAUGCAAGUGACAAUAGUGUGGGAAGAAAGGCAAUGUUGGCAUAUCUCAAAGCUGUAUUUGACUACGUAUUGAAAGAAGCGGAUGUGUUGCAAUCGGAUUUUCUUGACGGAUUUGUUUCGUUCUUCAUUGAAACUUUUUCGCAAAUCUUGGCAUCCGAGAAGUCGAGGAGAAAUGAAACAAUUAUCGCCAUCACAGGAAUUGGUCUCUUAUCUCCGCUUUGCAAGAAUGCAAGUAACGCUAGAGUGGUUGCUGAUCAAGUAUUUGAAAAUAUUGCGAAAAUCAUUUUCGAAUUGAAUCAUCCCGUUGCUGAUAUUUAUAGUGGUUCCUUGACUUUGGUAUCCAAUUAUCUUGAGACUAUAAGUAAUCUGCUACUUUACUUGAUUGAAGAGGAUAAGGAAACCGAUCCCAUUGCCAACUCAAAAUUUCUUGGUCAAAUUAAUUUGGUUGAACAAAUUUCAGUACAAUUUCUAAUGUUCUAUCCCCAACUGGGUGCUUAUCAAAGAAAAUAUGGACACCAGUGCUUCCUCAAAAUUAUCAACAGCUUGUACACAAAGCAUAAUCAAACAUGCAUUCCUUUCAUCGACAGAACAUUACCUGUUGUAUUAUCUCAAGUUAUUGCUUCUCCCACUGCGGCUGAGUUAGAAAUUCUUACUGAUGCGUGGAAAGCAAUCAACGAGACGCAUUCGAAACGAGAAGCAAAACGUCCUCUAGAGUUGAAAGGAGUAUCAUCCUAUCUGGGAAUUUGGGUUAACAUGGUCAAUGCCAAAAUGGAACCAAUUCCUGCUAAAUUAAUUUAUGAUGGAAUUAUUUCAUGGAGUUUGUUAACAAUUGAUAAACUGGAUUUAACUAUGAUACUCGGUGCAGAUGAUGAUCAGAACAGCGUUGUUGGCCAGGAGGAACAACAUCCUUCUGAUAUCUAUUCUAGCAUGACUGCAGUUAAACCUAAAGAUUUUCAAUUACUAAUAAAUUUGAUAGAAUUUCUCCAAAAAUUCCUCAACAGUGCUUCUGACGAAACCAUGUUUAGCAAUUGGGUGGAAGAAUUUGUUAUCAAAGUUACUGAUCACGCUAUUAAGAACCCUUUCGUCAGUGCAUUUUAUAAAAUACUCGCAACAGCACUGCAAGUUUCCGACAAACUCAACUACUUUGAUCCAAAUUCAUUUACUGCAGGAAGGAUUAAAGUGCAAGAAAAAUGUAGCGAGUUUAUGAAAUCAAUCUUGAUAAAAAUGGACACUUUUCGAGACGAUUUGCUUAUAUCCGUCUUGGAGCUCUGGCUUUCAAUUCCCGAUAUAAUUUUGGUGCAAAAUGAAGAAAGUUGGUGCUUGACCUUGCAGAAAAUAUUCCAAACUGGACGCUUGCACCUGCCUUUGGCCGACAAAUCUGCUGAUGCCCUUCAAAGGUGGAUGACAUUGGACAGCAUUCCUCGAGAAAUAAUAGAAGAUAUUGUGGUCAAGUUAUUUCCACUUUGGCGUACCUAUUUCUUAGCCGAAGGGUCACAUCAUUUGCAAAUGCCUAAUAAGAGUUUGGAUUCCACAAAGUUUUCAAAGAAACAAGAUGAAGUCGAACUAAUUCGUAGCACUACCCAAGAUGACGAAAUCCUCAAGAGAGUACAAGUGAAGCUUUUGAAAGUGAUUGGAUCCUUUGCGCACGUCAUUGAUUUGGGAAGUGACCAUUCAACAGAUAUCUGUCUGGAACAGAACUACAGUAUUCUUAAGCUCAAAAUCCCACUUGGCCAAACUACUUUUGAUAUUUAUUUAGACUUCAUUUGUCCAAGAGUAAUAAAGCUGAGCGAGGAAUCUGCAAAUCGUCAAGUUCGAACCACGGCUUGUGAAUUCUUGCACACUUUAUUUCUCUACUUCUUGGGCGAUAGUGUUAGAUCAAAUAACACUGGACAGCAGGCCAUACAUUUGUUUGUCACAUUGUUUACAACAAUUAUGAAACUCAGUGGAGACUCAGAUUUCUUAAUUCGGCAACUUUUCAACCCCUUAGCUACACAAUCUGUGCAUUGGUUUACAAAACAGAAAAAUGCUUAUUCUGACUCAAUUCUUCAAAUAAUUGUGGACGGUCUUGUGUCGGACGACUCGCGGCUAAAAGACUUCUCCUCAGACUGCUUGUACGAGUUUUUCAAAUGGGCUUUAAAACAUGACACCAAACUACUUGUCAAGGACGUUAUUCAGUACAUUAUGGCGUUAAGUUCACAUGCUAAUGUAAAAUACAGACUAGGUUCUUGUGUCGCAUUCAAUUCUAUAUACCGAGACUUUCGAGAAGACUUUGAAUUGGUCAAUUGUUACAGCAUAGUACUAAUGAAUGGAUUUUUAGCAAGCCUGUCGGUGUUGCAACCCAAUGAGACUGACUCCAUCAUUGCAAAAUCCACGAAACAAUCAAUUUCUCACCUCGAAAGAAUUAUUACCAAGAAGAAGGACAAUUUUAACAACAAAAUUGGGGAUAGAAAGAAUCCACCUUGGUUUCGCGGAGAUAAAAUUCAAUUUCGAGAUCUGGCCGAUUGGUUAGUACUUCAACUUGGAAAACCCGAAAACGUUUAUCGAGAGGAGUGCGGCAGAUUGUUGAAAGUUAUUGCACCCAUUGUUCGCGGUUGUGGGUCAGUUGAAGCAUAUUUAGUAUCCUGUGCUUUUGAUGAACCGACAAUUAUUCGCACCAGUGAACGAUGCAAAAUUUCAAUCGACGUUGAAGACAUGAAUAUGGAAGAACUUUUAACAUUUUUGGACUCAGCCGCAGAUUGCUAUACAUUCUUUUAUGAUCACAAUUGUUUAAACUUUACGGUUUUUCAGCAUCCAAAUUCAAGAUUCGUAACUGCAGCCAUGGUCAUGUUUUCAAAAUUUCAAUAUUGUGAAAAAGUGCAAUUAGAAACGCUUGCACGAAUAUCCGUGCGUCUGCAGAAACUGGAACCUGCUCUGACGGACUUUCAAAGAAAUGAAUUUCAAAAGUUUCUAAUCAAGAUAUCUAAAAUCAUGAUCAGUGAAGAGAAUGUGUCCAGUAUAUUGCAAAUCUUAGUCCAUUCAAAAUCAACUUGGAGUCAAGAAGUCAGAGUCGAGUUAAAACGUGAAUUUAGCCGUGACAAAAUACAGCAAGACUUAUUACAAACCAAGAAUUUUCUUCAAUUGCAAUGGCUGCGUUUGGCUAUCGAUAAUAACCUGAUGGACUUGGACGCAUCGACAUCGAGCGAUACACAAGUUUUGUUGGAUCUAUUUUGGAACAAUUUAAAAAGAAAAUUGUUCGGACCAAGUGAAGAUGAUUCCUCGUUAAAAAGUUCCGACAUCCUCGAACUAAAUUCAGAUGAGUUGGAAGAACUGCUCAAAAUCUGCAUUGAGUUAGGAAUUGGAUGUGAAACCGUUUUAGAUACUGCUUUAGACACGCAACUAUUUCGUGGAAUAUCAAAACGGAAUGUUCCUGACAUCCUUAGUACCAGGGGAGAGUUUUUUCUGAAACACCUUGUCUGUGGUAUGUUUCAUCCCACGUUAAUUGACUUUGUUCACAUGUCAAUGCGUGUAAAGAUUGAAAAAAUUGGAUCCUACAUUGAAUUUUUAUUGGGAGCAAUUCAAGGGAGCAAAUCUCUUCGUCAGAAGGCUGGAAAUUUACUAUUUGAAAGCAUAAUCAAGAUAUGGACCCAGAUAUCUGUUAACUGUGAUAAAUAUACGGUACUUAGAAUUCUUUCAGGUCUAGUUUGGCUGGACUUGAAGGGUUCUCGUGAUUCUAUUGAACUUAGUCAUUGGUGGUGUGGAAAAGACGCUAUGGGUGCUGCGAAUAUAGAUUUUAGUGAGCAAGGUGAAAUUAUUGGAUUCAUGGGCCUUUUUGGACAAUCCAGUGAUUCAAGAAUAGUUGAAUCUGUAAUAAACACUACAAAGAAAUUGAUACAUCAUAAUUUUCCUGCCUCUGCAAAUCAUCAAGAGUUUAUAUCCGCACUGGUUAAACAAAUCCUAGGGUUGUUUCAACGAGACCCGAAAAAUUUGAAGAUACUAGAAUUACUGCUGGCAACAAUGUUUAAAAUGUCCACCUUUCCUGAUGAACUGAAUUUUCUGUACAAAGCUAUUGCUCAGCGUCUUAUGAAACUCUCACAAGCUUAUGCGAGUGAUAAAGAUGCUGUUGACACCAGUAGCUUUAUAUUAGAGACGAUCAUGUCUGCAAAAGAAUAUGAAAACAAUCGGAAUGUCUUUCUGUAUUGCUUACGUCCGACGUUGGUUGGGAUGCGCAAUUCUGCAUUUAGAUUGUUUUUCAAAGGAAAAAUUAAGUUAUUAAUGGACACAUUGCUAGAUAGUACUAAACCAGCGUCUUCAGUCUUUCAUCUAAAUGUUGACCGAAUUGUUUACAACUUACUAUCAAUGAUUCCAAAGAGAAAUGGGGCAAGAUUGCUUUUGGCUGAAUUAACGGCUGAAUAUCAACAAUGUCAAACAAGGGCAGGAAUUCCAGAGUCUGAGAGAAAAAGCAUCUUGAAAGUUAUAUCGUCCGCGUUCCUACAGAUUAAACAACGAAAAAUGCCUAUUACCAACGUGUAUGAGAUGCAGUGUCACAGUUCAGCAUAUCACACACUUUCAGUUAUACUGGUGGUUUCUGAAAAUCUUCCAAAUCAUCGAUUAUUGAUGGAAGGCCUAUUAAUUCAUGAAGACAAAUCAAAAAGAAAAUAUUUGUGGGAAACCUUUAUCGACUGUUCAAAGGAUAUUCAAGACUAUUUUCCAGUGCUAUUUGAACCUACUAAUAAGGCGCAAUCAAAUGUUGAGAACAUUGCAGCUUCUUCAGGGUCAACCGCAGCGGAGAAUAUCAUUUUAUCUGCAACUGCCGCAGCUACGCAAUCUGCAAAAGCCAGGAUUAAUUUAGCAUCAAGUAGCUUGUAUGGAGAAAAUUCAGCAAAUAAUUUCGAUUUUACGUGCUCUACACCACUAGAGGAAGCAUCAUUUUAUCAUGAUGUGUUGGACCCAAAUGAAGGCGAAGCAAAUGGCUUUUCAGCUACUAAAAGUCAUACAGUUCCUGUUGUAACUAUCAAAUGUGCUGCUUUUGCUGACGAAUCGAUAGAAGGUCUUGUUUCAACGAUUAAGAAAUUGACAUCGCUUUCCUCUGAAGAUGAGCAGCCAUGGAUGAAAUAUUUGCUGAGUGUCCUUAAUGGAAGGGACCAUCAUGAAAAUAUAAAAAUCUUUAUUUUAGUGGCCUUGUUAAAUUGUCAGAAGGAGAUUUUACCAUAUGCAAAAAUAUUUAUAAACCCAAUAUGCAAAGUUCUCAUGAGUACUAAUUGGAAGGACCCGUUAAACUACUUUGUCAAAGACGUUCUAGUUAUGUUACUGGAUUGGCAUGAAGUUGCUAUUCCCUCGUCAUCAGCAGUAGUAAGUGAGCAUGCUACCAAUCUUCGCAAAGAAAUGUGCGAAUUUAUCGUUGCCAACAUCGUACAACAGGACCAAGCCUAUUCUAGGAACGACCUUUUAGAAAUAAAUUUGCAUCUGUUAGAUGCAGUAGUUCGCCUUUGGAAAAUUGAAACGUCAGAAUUAAAUUCUUGUCCUGGGUUUAACUUUGUGGAUAGUCAAACACCAAAAGUAGGAAUUUUGCUUUGUAAGUGUGCUUUGAGAAAUAAUGUCCUACCAAGGGAGGAUCCCCUGACCCUAUUACGCCAGUUUUGUUCUUUGCUGGAGUAUUCAUCAAAACCGAUAUAUUCUGAUGCAGCUGAAAGUCUUGGACUCAUUCUAAGGCUAUUAAAGAAUGGCAACUAUCAGGAUAUUGAUAAAGUGUCUGACCAUGUCGUAAGAAAACUGAGGAAAGAACAAUCACGUCGCCCACCUGCAUUUCUUUUAAUACUCGAACAAAUUCAAAAGAAUUUUCCUCAGAUUGCUGGAGUGUUUCAUAAAGAAUUGCUAGAAAUGCUUGGGAAAAAAAGUUUUGACUCAUCAGGGAUCGACAUCAUCCAAAUUUUGUUUUCCUCUUUGCUAGUACAGUUGGAAAAUCCGGCGGAAAACCCCACAGCUGCAGUGAGAAGUUUCAUCUUUAACUUGAAUGGUCGAAAUGUAUUUAAUGCUACGUGCACUUCGCCUGCUGAAACAAUUCUUGGAGUUCGAAUUUUUGAAGAAGUUUUUGUCAAGUUUCCAAAUGCCCACCCUAUUGAAAUGUUUUUGAAAAUGGUGACUUGGUUGAGUAUAUUGCAACAAGAUACGGAAAAUACAUCACUACAAUCUCGGUAUUACAUUUGCAUUUCUAAAAUCUACUUUCAACCAAGUACAUUGGAUGCGGCGAAUAAAGAUCUGAUUUUGAAAGUGUUUAUUGAUGCCUUAAAGCACGAAAGCUCCGAAGUACGAAACACAAUCGAGGAAUUUUGGAUGGCAGUGCUCGAUGAUUGUAAAAAUCCUCAAGAUUUGCUAGUUAGACUCCUUGAACUUUAUGGGCAGAAGCAAAACUCAUUAGAAAUUAUUCUGGGAAGAAUUCUACAACGAUGUUCAGUCGCCCCAGAUUUUCAGAAAACUAUUUUUGACAAACCAUUAGAAGAUUGUGUUUUUCACGAAUUCAACCUAGAUAGAUCCUGGAGAACAAAACAAGCAAGUUUUCUACCAUUAUUUGCAGAAUCAAUCUCUUCACAACCACUGUCUACUAUUCCACAAGCUCUACAAGCAUCUGUAAUGCGACAGGGACAUCAUGGAGUCAACUUACUUCGUGCCAGUUUGUCCUUGUGCCAACAACAAUUUACCCAAACACUAGGCGUAGACAGCAGCAACAAAACUAACAUGGCGACAUGGAGCAAUCCUCUUUCUAAAAGCAUCACAUCAUUGGAAGAUGAAGAGCAAACCCAAAAACAAGCCAAUGCUCAUACAGAGAAAACUGAUAAUGAAUUGUCUCAGCUGAGGAAAAGAUUUUAUGUUCGUCCUGCGGAAUCUGCAGCUUUCUUUGCUGCAAGACAAGUAGGUCAACGCGAGAUGAAAAUGAAUGUGACGCUAGAUAAGCUAAAGUCUAAACAGAGCAUGAAAGUAACAAGGUCUUACAGAAUUGGCGAAAUACCAGAUAUUAUGAUAAAAUAUGCGGAUAUGUUAACAACUCUCAUUAAAUUGGGACAGUGCGAUUCUGAAUGUGCUCGUUUAAUCGUGGGUCAAAUAUUUUCAAAUGUUUUCAAUUCAAUAAUGGAAGAAAACAACAAGGUGCACCAUAUAUUCAACACUAUUCUUGAGACUCCAAAGAUUUCUGCAACUCUUGUUGCUACCAUUAUGGACAUAUCGAUUCGCAACAAAAUUUUAGUUUCAUCAAACUGCCUGGCGAACAUUUGCACACAGAAUGAUUUAUAUGAGCUUGGAAUUAUCAUGCUUGAAAACCAUCUCAGUAUUAAAAUGUUUGAAGAUCUCCCUUCGUCAUCAAAAAGGCGACGCGUGGAAACUCCAGGCAGCUUGGAAGCAGUAAAUGAAUCUGCAUUAUUGAACAUUGCCUGUCUGUAUUAUGAAUUGCAAGAAGUAGACGUGCUGAAAAACAUAUUUGUUCAAUUAUCGGGAAAAUCAAAGUCUAACAGUUUUUAUAAGACACUGUGCGCUUUAAACACUGAGUCGAUUGGAAAGGUUGACAUAGCCGCUGAGCAGUAUUUAGAACUAUUAGAUGAUCUUAAGAAAAAUUUCGGCGUACAAGAUCAAUACGUGAAUCUAAUUGAAUCGUCGUAUAUAAAGUGUUUAUCACAAUUGUCGGAAUGGGACAAGCUUAUGGACGUUGUUGGACAAUCCAUUUUCUCACCUGAACAAAAUGGUCUUCAUAAUAAAUAUACCGAAAAAAAAUUAUUAACUAGGGCAGGUCUCAUGUUAACAUUGGAAGAACAAACUCAUGCUAAUUUAUCAAAUGUGACUGAAUUUGUUCAGCAGCUUGAAAAGUUAGAUGGUCCCCCGAUUAACGUCGAGCAAGCGUUACUCUUACUUGGUGCUGACCUGAACAAUGCAAACAGAGCUACUGUGUUAUUGGAACAAUUUUGGCAAGCAGGAAUUACAACAUUUACGAAUUUUUCCCAUUUGUCACUGCCACAAAAAAAUGAACAAAUUCUGCAAUAUCAACUUGCAUCAACUCUUAGUGACAUGAUGUUGUGGCAAAAGGACCUCUGUGAAGAAAAUGUUGUGGAAAAGACGGUUCGUUUAGUUUCGAAAUUCAAAAAACUGAAUGGGAGCAACAUAUCCCCUCUAUUUAAUUCUGGAAUAGUGACCAAGACUAGGUCGUGCUUCGUGAAGAAGUUGUUAUAUCACGAGUUGCUCGUUGAUGACUACCAAUGUUCAGAAAAAUUGAGUUUACUAAAUUUUCACCAGCACCUCUGGAUGCUUUCGCUUAGUACCAGGGAUCAGCUCUGUACGGUGUCAAAUAAGUACCUUGAUUCGUCAAGACAAUUAGGAAGUAAUGUCAGUGCGGAUGACUUUCUUGAGUGGAGAAAGUCUUAUGCUGCAUACUUGGAUUGCUUUUGCCAGUCUUUGCCACUAAAAGAAUGGAUGCCAAUGUGGGGAUCAGCCUAUAAGAAAAUCAGGAUUGAUUCGUCUACCUGUGAGAAGAUAAACCCCACCAGUAUAAUUGAAAUGCAUAGUCAUCUGCUAAAAAGUUUAGUUGCUUGUACUAGAGAAAAUAAGAUUGCAAAUGCAUCUUUCCCAAUUAUUAAUAAAUCUAUGGGCAUCAAGUCAAAUUCAACUAUUAUAAAAGUAGUGCAGACUGGAACAAAAAUAGUAUUUGAUCUAGUAAAACAUCCCGAAAAUAAGGAGAAUAUGAGUCCAGAAGCUAGUCUACAAUUGUAUUAUUUGAUGGAAGAAUUGUUGAGGAGUUUUCCAGAUACAUAUCCAAGCAAUGAUGAUAGUUUGACAAUCUUGCUAGAAUCACUCCUGCGGAGCAUGUCUACCGAAAAUGAUGAUGUUACAUUACGGUUUCCUCGUUUACUGGAUUUGAUUCAGAAAAAUUUUCAGCUUCGUACAACCUUUUCUACUUUGUGGAACAUUAUUCCCACCUGGAAAUUUCUGCCUUGGCUUGAUCAAAUAAUGACGACCUACAAUGGAGAUCCAGAAAUGAAUCAACUCUUUUUGCCAAUAGUGCAGAAAAUUGCCAAAAAGUACCCGGACGCUUUAAUGUUGCAAUACAAUAAUUGCAUUCCGGGCUAUCAAGAUCAUCACGUUGAUUAUGUCAAGAGUUUGAAAGCGCUGGUAUUCCCAACUAUACUUCAUAAGGCUGCGUUGGACGAAAUUUUACUUAAAAUUAAAGAGAAAGAUGUGUCGGUUCUUCGAGAUUCAAUUUUAAAUUUCCAACAAGUAAUUCAAGAUAUUUUGAGUCAAGAAAAUAUUUAUGGAUCGAUUCAUAUUAAUUUUGCCAGAGAGAUAUGGGGACACUUGUCGCAAUAUUUAACCGAAAUUGGAGAUGAUUUUCCCAUGGCAGGUGAUGAUAAAACUGAAAAAUCUCUUGCUAGCUUGAAAACCGGAAUUGAGGAAGCAAGAAAACACGAGAAGCGAAUUUUUCCGGACCAGAGUGGUAGCAUGAAAAUUAAACAGUUGAAUGAAUUCUCCCCUUGGUUGGCAAGUUUUCAUCACAUUCAAAUGGAAGAGGUUAUUAAAUUUCCUGGAUUGCACGAUAAAUUAUCGAAGCCUGAUGUGAAUUCCCAUCCGAGUAUUGUUUCAUUUAAUCCUACUGUGCAAAUUUAUCGAUCUCUUACCUUUCCUAUUCGUAUGAGUGUUUUGGGCAAUGAUGGGAAAAGACAAAGCUUCUUGACUAAAUAUGGGGAUGACCUACGCCAAGAUCGAAGAAUUCAACAGUUGCUCCGAGUUGCCAACAACUUUUUUUCUAAUAAUUCACAAACUCGUGAACGGAAAAUUAACAUUGUUACAUAUUCGGUCAUUCCCCUAACAGAGUCAUUUGGUAUCAUUGAGUGGCUAGACAAAACAUUGAAGGUUUCAUCGUUUAUAUUGAAUACCAAACAAUUGGAAGGACAAAUGAACACAGCCGCCAUGUCACAUCAAGGUUGGCUAGAGAAAACAAGUGGCCUCAAGCCACCAGCGCCACUGCAUCAUAUUUAUGCUGGUGCUGCGAAAAACGCCUCUCGACAGAAUGCAGAGUUUCAUUUCGAUUCUCUCGUCUCAACCACACCAAACUCUUUGUUCUCGGAACACUUGAUGGAGCGAUGCAAAAGCUAUGAGCAGUUUUUCAAGGUCCGACAAAACUGUAUUCGGUCAUAUGCUGCAAUGUGCCUUGUCCACUGGUUACUUGGGAUUGGCGACCGACAUUUACAGAACGCACUACUUUCUCUGGAAACUGGCAAAGUCAUUGGUAUAGAUUUUGGAAGAGCAUUUGAGACAACUAAUACUGACCAACCUAUUCCCGAAAUGAUUCCAUUCCGCUGCUCUCCAAAUUUCCAGAACCUUAUGAUGCCAUAUGGAUACAAGGGUUUGUUCCGGGAGACAAUGUGUAUUGUGUGGAGAUGUCUUCUUCAAGGGUCAGACACGAUCUUAUUCAUUAUCAACACGCUGGUCAACGAACAUAAUAUAAAAUGGACAGGAGUUCGAAAGGAAAAGCUGCCUUUUGAAAGUGUUCUGGAAAAGCAACUCGUCGAAUGGCUACCAAUGCAGACAAUCAAGAGGAAACUUUUAUGUGAAAAUCCUACGAACAUUCUGUUGAAAACUCUGGAAAAUAACCCAUGGAAAGAUAUCACUCCCGUUUACUGUGAUAUUGUCAAGAAUAGUAGAGCGGAUGAUGAAGGUGUCUUCACACAUGAACAAGUAAUUGAUUGCCUGCUGGAUUUGGCUACGGAUAAGAAUAUACUUGCAAGAUUGUAUGUCGGGCUACUCUCAUGGAUAUAGUUUCUCAAGUCAAAUGCCAAAAAAACAAAAUAAUUUAACAAAACAUUUUCUUAAACUUGAUAAUCUUCAUAACUUAAUAUGCUAUAUUUGUAUUUACAUACUUCUAAUACGACUUUUCAUGUCAAAACGAGUUGAAAACUUGAAUUAAACAAUUCCUCUCGUUGAAAUA